CAGAAAAUCCACGUUAUAGCAUCAAAGAGGUGUGAGGAUUCACGAAUGAGAUUUCGACUCCCUACGUAAGGUGCGGAGGAAUUGGAAGAUAAAUAAAUAAUUGAAUAAAGAUUGUAUUUUCCGAAAAGGGACAUGCUUUGGCCAUGAAUAAGGCAAGGCCUUAUCCAGACGAAAAUUUACCGUAUUUCUUUUUAAUUCCGUCGGUACAGUUACUCAAGUAGGUUUUAUUUGGUCUUAUGCAUGAAUACAUAAUAUUGUCCGAAAUUUUGAUCCUGAGUUUAGUGUAAAAUACCGUUAUUAUAUCAUAUAUAAAAUUUUGGAUUUCCAAAGAAACAAACGAACAAUAAAACUAUAAUGACCUUGAACUAAAAGUAGGGAACGAUCUGUGCUAAUACUCAUGCAUCUGGGACAGUAAAGAGCCUAACUUGAAGCAAAAAGCUUUAAGGGCGAGGGCGGCGCAUGCGCGACAGCGAGCUUACGACAUAUCGAUCGCUGCCGGGAAAUGGCCAAGAUUGCGCGCGCAGUACACAAUAUUAUAGAACAUGUUCGACCAACGAGAGCUUGCAGUUUUCCCGCGCACUGGUUAGCGCAGCGCCACGCGCAAGGCCAAACAAAGGGGCGAAGAGAGGGGUGUCCUCCGAGGGCGCGAGCUCGGCCCGGGACCCUCACAUUACGUAACAUUAAACGCACAGGACGGCGCACAAACAAUGUGAUUUUAUUUAAUCUUCGAUUUUUUCUACUGUUUUUUGAUUAUACAAUUUUUAGGAUUAGUAGUAUCGUGAUAUUAUGUUAAGUGUCGCGCGAAUAUUUUAUUUAACUACUAUAAUUUUAGAUGUUUAGUGUAGAUAUUCAUAAGAGUGAUGGAAAAAGUGUGAAAAGAAAAAAAAAACUAUUGCGCAUUAAGGAAUACACAAAAUUAAGACGUCUUAAAUAUUGAAAAUCAAAAGAUAAGUAAAAUAUCAGUGAUUAAACGUUGAACAGUGAUAGAAGCAGCAAAUAUCGAUCGAUAUAUUUGUAAAUGAGAAAGUACUUUUUAUUUAUAAGAUAUGCAUAAAAAAAUUGCGAGCUAACUAUAAAUAGUAUUGUGCUAAAUGUAACAAUACUAGGUAAUAAUUGAAUGUAAUAAUCGCAAAAUAAUAUCAUAAAAUUUUAAUUAACAAUCGUAUGUCCUGCUGAUAACUACAAAUAUGACGAUGGAACGUGACCGCGGCGAGCGCGACUACAUCGGGUUCGCGACUCUGCCUGAGCAGGUGCACCGCAAGUCGGUCAAAAGAGGAUUCGAUUUCACCCUCAUGGUAGUUGGAGAGUCAGGCCUGGGUAAAUCAACACUCAUCAACAGCUUAUUCUUAGGAGAUCUCUAUAGGAACAGAAAAAUACCUGAUGCCCAGGAUAGAAUAGAAAAAACAACAACAGUGGAGAAGAAAACAAUGGAAAUCGAAGAGCGUGGAGUUAAGUUACGAUUAACCAUAGUGGAUACUCCCGGGUUCGGAGACGCCAUCAACUGCGAGGACUCGUGGAGGGUGUGCUCUGCCUACAUCGACGAGCAGUUCCGACAGUACUUCACCGACGAAAGUGGACUGAAUCGACGCCACAUGCAAGACAAUCGAGUUCAUUGCUGCCUUUACUUCGUUCCGCCCUGGGCACACAGCUUACGUCAAGUGGACUUGGAAAUGAUGAGACGAUUGCACCGAAAAGUGAACAUCGUGGUUGUGAUAGCAAAAGCGGAUUCCCUCACAGCUGCUGAAGUGAAGCGGCUUAAGACGCGCAUACUGAGUGACCUGGAAGAACAUCAAAUACAAGUUUAUCAGUUCCCUGAAUGCGAUAGUGAUGAAGACGAGGAGUUUAAGCAACAAGAUCGUGAUCUGAAGGCCGCAGCUCCUUUUGCCGUGGUCGCGUCAGAUGUAGUACUGGAAGUCGGGGGCAAGCGAGUGCGUGGACGGCAAUACCCUUGGGGAAUCGUGGAUGUGGAAAACCCUCGGCACUCGGACUUCACGAAGCUGCGGACGAUGCUGAUCUCGACGCACAUGCAGGACCUGAAGGACGUCACCCAAGACGUGCACUACGAAAACUUCAGGGCGCAGUGCAUCUCGCAGAUAUCACAACACGCUAUGCGGGAAAGAGGGAAAUUGAAGAGAGACUCGAUGGGCAACAACAACGAAGUAGCUUUCACAGAUACCGACCGCCUGUUGUUGCAGAAGGACGAAGAGAUUCGUCGCAUGCAAGAUAUGUUGACUCAAAUGCAAGAAAAACUCAAAGCUUCCGAUAAAAAACAUGACAGUAUUAUAGACGUAUAGUAAAUAGACUGCAAUGUAGGUAAAUAGUUUAGUAUUACAAAUUACCUAAUCACAAACCUAGUUCUAAUAAAUUAUAAAAGAAAACCUCUUUAGAAUAUUCAGAUGAAUUUAGAUUUUUAUACAAUAGUUUAUACUAUGGUGGAAUAAUUUUACGAAAUAUAGUUUUCAACAACAUACAUGAUUUUAAAUUGUUAUGUAUUAUACAUAGAUAGUUGUAGUUAUUAGGAAUGUUAUUCGUUGUGUAUGGCCGUCACUUUGAAAUAUGAGACCAGAAAAGUAGUUAUAAUUUAUGCAAAGAAGAUAAGGAGUUCCUUGCUCCAAAAGUGGACGCUAUGCCAUGAGGAAGCAACAGUUGUUUUCGGUAUGCCAUGUCUAAUAUAAAUUGAUGUGUACAAAAUUGGAACGCGCGAUAGACACAACUUCCGUGGGGCGCAGGACCGAGCCAUUUUUGGAGGGAGACAAAAAACAGCUACUUAUUCACUGAUCAGAAAAUUGUCAUACGACCUUCAAAAUAGACAAAAUUUAUGUACAUUUUUGCAUUAUGAUAAAUAUAUACAAUACUUAGUUAAAUUUUACAACCAAAGCACGGAAUUAAUAUCUAAUUAUUUUUAACUUUUCUUUAUUCCAUGAGCAUAGAUAGGAUACACACAUGAUAUAAUAUAAUAAUUGUAAUUAAAACAUGUCAGUUACAUUAAAUGUAUAGUUCUUUAGACUGUUCUACGAGAUUUGUUAGCUAAAAUUUUUCUGGCAUGUGAUUCAUGAUAUAAUGCAAUUUAGAAUUCGCAUCAUAGACUUUUAGAAUUGAUAAUUUUCGAGUGUUCAAGUGUAUAAAAGUAUUGAUACGCGAUAUAAUUAUAGAUUUAAAACUUGUUUUAACAAUAACAACGUAGAAAAAAUAUAUGGUAUGCAAUAAGUAUCGAUGAAUGAAAAAAACUUCAACAAUGAAGUCUGUCCGAGAAAAGUUUCAUAGGUAUUAAAAACGGUCCAACGUUUAUAAUAAGCUUGCAAUAAUUAAAUGUAUAAAACGAUUAAACCUACUACAAUUUCAACCCAUUGUUUUAAAAAAUAUCAACGACAAAAUAUAAUCAGGCAAAUAUACUUACCUACUUACUAUUUAUUACAGCAAUAAGAUUUUAUAUGAUCGUUUUACUUACAACUUUUAUUCUAAAUUAAUUCUAAAUUAUUAACUCUAGAGUCAUAUACAAAAGCCACAAAUCACUACCUACCUAGGUAUACCAAAGCGUUUAAUGUAUUGUGAAUUUUGUAUCGAUUAUUGAUUUAAAAUAGUAAAUUGAUACUUUACCAAAA
Messenger RNA from Trichoplusia ni (cabbage looper), 3602 nucleotides. It is a transcript of the gene Septin4, whose product is annotated as septin-2. Gene Ontology annotation, biological process: cytoskeleton-dependent cytokinesis; regulation of exocytosis. Gene Ontology annotation, cellular component: septin ring; synaptic vesicle; septin complex. The coding region runs from base 1188 to 2294 and encodes 368 amino acids. The record is from RefSeq and is a predicted model, not a curated record. The transcript has 8 exons. NCBI's taxonomy places the organism in Eukaryota, Metazoa, Arthropoda, Insecta, Lepidoptera, Noctuidae. Gene Ontology annotation, molecular function: molecular adaptor activity; GTPase activity; GTP binding.